Columba livia (rock pigeon) is the source of this 1191-nucleotide messenger RNA. RefSeq names its product small integral membrane protein 3 (gene SMIM3). Lineage: Eukaryota; Metazoa; Chordata; Aves; Columbiformes; Columbidae. The coding region runs from base 159 to 338 and encodes 59 amino acids. The transcript is spliced from 2 exons. The record is from RefSeq and is a predicted model, not a curated record.
GUGCAGAAAAAAAGUCCUGCCCUCCCUCCUCUUCCUCCUCCCCCCUCUCUCGCUUCCCCGUCCCCUCCUCUCCCCCUCGGGCCGGGCGGGGCGGGCGGAGGGUCCCUCCCCCGGCGGGGCUCCCGCCGCAUCUCGCCGGAGCCGGGCAGCACUGCAGGAUGGACCUCCCUGAUCCCGCAGGUCCUGCUGCCCUCCCCAAGCACAUCCUGGAUAUCUGGGUCAUCGUCUUGAUCAUCCUGGCCACUAUUCUCAUCAUGACAGCCCUGGUGCUCUGCCCAGCCACCGCUGUCAUUAUCUACCGGGUACGGACUCACCCCACGCGCAAUGGCAUUGUGUGAGGCUGCGGCGGAGAUGACGAGGGAUGGCCAGCUUGCGGGCCAGGGACCACAGCCAUGGGACCCUGUGCUAGGGACCCUGGAGAGCCCAAUGGUGCACACCAAGAGCUGGGGAGAGAGGGGCAGGAGUCGGGGCGGCCCAGCACCCAGACACCUGCCCCUGUAGCUGGCUCUCACCAUGUGAACCCUUUGCCUCCUGUUUACUUACCGAGCUCACGAGGACUGUCGGGGAGAUGGCAGCCUGGGCACCAGCACGGAGAUGCGUGACUGCAGAUGCUUCGAGCUAGAAACAAGUCACUGCUGUGAAGCAGACAGGUGGGAUUUCUCCUUCGCUGGCAACCCCAUCUUCUCCCAGGCAAACAGCAAGGAGUGGAAAUGCUCUGCAAAGUUAUUCUUCUUUGGAGUUCCAGCUGUUGAGGUGGUUGGGAAAGAAGGGUCAAAGAAAGAUGGAUAUGGCUUCUGGUCAUGCAUUCAGAGACUCAGCUAUAAACAGUAGUGCCAGAGCCCGUCCUGGCUGCACAGCAGGCGUGCAGCUGGCACCAGCUCCUCCUCUGUCAGAUAUCUGCCGAAUUUGUAGGAAAAACCCUAUGGGCUGCUCGGUUCCUCUGGGUCUCGCAAGGCAGAGGAACAUGGGCAGUUCCUGCCCAUACGACAGCUGCGCUCGGUGCUCCUGCAGAUGGGAAGAGCUCCCACCACUCACCCAGCACGCCGGCUCCACUGUGAGGGUCUGUGUGCCCCUAAUCGCCUGGGCUGGCAAAGCGGGAGGAGCCCAGGGGUUCAUGCCCAGGCAGUGGCAAGAGACCAUACAAGUUCGCACAUUGCCUCUUGCUCCAAAAUAAAUUGAAUUUAUUCUACA